GUUGUACCUCUCGCUAAGAUUAUUUAAUAUUUUUUCUUCUUUCACUGAUCAUCAACACUUUUGCCACAACCGCGCGUCUUCUGACUGCGGCCCUAACUCCGCAGUGUAGCCCGACAGCUACACGUUUGUAAAGUAUACCCUGUGAAUACACCCUAAGGUUUGAGAUUUAAGAUUGUGAUUCUACGCCGGGUUAGGGCUUCAGCAGCACCUGAAAAACUGUGCAUAUUAGUGAGCUUGAACGCCUCACAACAUGUGGGAGGUUGUUCGGUGUCUUAAGACUUGCGGGGAAUGAACCCCGCUUACUUUUGGCUUUGUGCCACGGCAUAGGUAGAAAAACUAGAGCAGGAGAGUUUCAAACGCCGUGGCGGUCCGAUCAACGCUUUUCUUUUUUGGACCAGAAGGUUUAGAAUGUCAUGGCAAAUGUAUAUCAUUCAUGAUGCUCAGUAAGCUUUAUAUGAGGUCCAGACGAAUUGGCCGUGUCUUAUUCUGAAUCAUGGCGCUUUAGCCUACAGCGUGGAACCUGAGUCAUGGGAGCUCCAGUCUUUGCGAGAGAGUACUACACGCAGUUGUGGUGCUCGGUCGCCUGAUGUCAUCGAAGACGGCUUGACUAUGGUUCUUUGCAGUUUUAACUUUUUUUCUUCUGUCGGCCGUUUUUGAUGAUCAACCCUUGGUGGGAGUUUUCUAGAUCUUUGGGUGAUCUUCAUUACAGCUAGAUAUUGAGCUUCAAGUAUGGACCAUUAUGGAAUGACAACAGCAUACUUCCGAGGCAUCCGAGCCAGAAGCAAGGUAUCUGCAAUUAAUUAAAUGGUGUUGGGACUCAAUGAUGUUUGCGGGAUUCUCAACAUUCCCUCUCUGCUUGCAAUGUACACCCUACUCUGAAUUUAGAAGCGUUGGAGUUCUAACCUUCUUGGCCAACCCUUCGUCUGAAUCGGCGGUUCUGAAUACUGGUCUUUGAUGAAGGCGAUGUAUCACAUAGCUGAUGAUUUAAGUUGUAAAUGGCACUUGGUUGAGAAAUUUGGUGUUUUAGAAUCUAGCUCUUUAAUAUUGAUCAGCUUUCCGCCAUGAAGAAAGAGACCAAACUACUGGAAGUUCUCAUAAUUCUGGAGGUCAGAAAUGAGUUUCAGCAGAGUUGGAUUCCAAAAACUGAAAAGCCUACACUCCGACUCUCUAUUGGUGUUAUGCUGGCUCGAUCUGUUACUUAGGAAGCUGUAUCAAAUAGAUUAAGUGUUUACGGAAAAUCUUGUUACUGUUCAGCCAGUUUCUAGCAGCAUUCGAUUAUGUUAUGGAUCUGCAUCCUGCACCGGAAGUGUUCUGGCGGACAGUUGUGAUUCGUGUACGGACAGAGUCCGAAUUUGCCUGUGCUGCAGCCGUUUCAGAAAGCUUUGGAAACCUCCAUAAGCUGAUGCCAAUGAGCUUUUCAAAAACAUUUGUGCACCUUGACAUGGAGACUGCUACAUAGCAUGGCUCAUGAUGGAAAGUAUUAUAAGAUUUGAGCCAGACAAGAUGAGUCGGAUGGUUGAAGACCCGUCGCCGAACAUCCCUGCCCAGACCCAGAAGCACCACCCAGGAGUAGAGGCGGAGAUUCAAGGACCUAAACCUCAGUACUACUCGGACAAAUAUGUUCCCGCAGGAAAGUUGGAAGGCAAAGUGGCAAUCGUCACAGGUGGAGACUCGGGAAUCGGCCGGUCUGUAAGCGUCCUGUUCGCUGCCGAGGGAGCAGAGGCGGUCGUGAUUGUGUAUAAGGCUCCUGAAGAGGAUAUCGACGGCGAGCACACUGUGAAAGAUAUCGAGAGGGUUUCGCUCGGGAAGUGCAAAGCCAGAGUCAUUAGGACAGAUUUGGGACAUGAUGAUAACUGCAAGCUAACGAUCGACGCGGUAGUGAAGGAGUUCGGCCGCAUCGAUGUGCUCGUCAAUAAUGCCUCCGAGCAGUUUUACAAGGAGAGCAUUGAGGAGAUCGAACCCGAGCAGCUAGAGCGCACCUUCCGAAGCAACAUCUUCUCGAUGUUUUACAUGACCCGUCAUGCCGUCAAGCAUAUGAAGGAGGGAGCCUGCAUCAUCAACACGACCUCAAUCACAGCCUACCAAGGCGCUCCGAUGCUCCUCGACUACUCCGCGACAAAGGGCGCGAUACUGGCAUUCACAAGAGGACUCGCUCUGCAACUCGUCAAGAGGGGGAUUCGCGUCAAUGGAGUAGCGCCAGGCCCGAUCUGGACCCCCUUCAUCCCCGCUUCCUUCCCCGCUGAGCAGACCGAAGGCGCCAAGUGGGGCACCAGCACAGUGCCCAUGGCACGCGCUGGCCAGCCCUUCGAAUGCGGCACUGCGUAUGUCUUCCUGGCAUCUGAGGAUUCCUCCUAUUACACAGGCCAAGUGCUCCACCCUAACGGCGGCGCCGUCGUCAAUGCUUGAGGCACGCACAGUGCUCAUCGUCACUGGAACCUUCAUUGCCAGCGAAUGGUGGAUGCCGACACUUUGCGACCUGCCGAGGCUGUCAGUCCGAUGGGCUUGAAUUGCGACAUUGUAUCGCUGAUUCAUCCAGCCUGAUUCCUGUGUAAAUAGCAGUGUGGAUGUUGCUUGCAUUUCAGAAUGCUCAACUCCUGCGCUACGUUUGUGUAAAACAUGUAAGAGAACUCGCGUCUUUCGGGGACUGCGAGCCUGCCGGUAGAAGAAAGGGUAGCGAUAGCAUUCCGGCGCGUCCUGUGAAUGAAGGCUGCUUCUUUGCUGUGGUGAUGUGAAGGUGAAAUACUUUGCAACAAUGAAUGCCGGAGAACUGGUAGCCUAAUGACAUAUGACAGAGUACCCACGAAGAUUUGAAGCUUCAAGCUGACCUUGUCGUGAUGAGAAUAUUUGAUCAAAUGCUUGAUGACGUAUAACAUUGGUCACUGGUCACUUUUUUGUAUGA
Messenger RNA from Physcomitrium patens, 2899 nucleotides. NCBI's taxonomy places the organism in Eukaryota, Viridiplantae, Streptophyta, Bryopsida, Funariales, Funariaceae. The record is from RefSeq and is a predicted model, not a curated record.